This is a messenger RNA of Amoebophrya sp. A120, 1611 nucleotides long. NCBI's taxonomy places the organism in Eukaryota, Dinophyceae, Syndiniales, Amoebophryaceae. The record is from the annotation of a GenBank genome assembly.
AACGCCCGAAAUUGUUCUCGCCCCGGCGCCAGAAAUCGGUGCAGUCGCAACGGAGAAGGAUCCCCUUCUUGUCGCAGAUGCUGGUAACAACAACAAGCACGACCAAGGUGCAGCUCUGCAGGAACAGAAGCAGGUCGCGGCGAUCCGGAAUUCCAAGACCAUCACGGAAGAGCGCCGGGUGCGCUGGUUCGAAUUGCAGUCACAGCAGAGCCAAUCUCAAGGUCAAGAGCCCGGCGCCCAGGAAGAGCAUGCGCAGGUAGCUGCUCAAGGGUACAUUGAUGCGGGUGCUGAAGAAGACCACGAAGAGCUGGAACAAGAGUACGACAGUCAGAAUCGCAGCAUGCACAUCGAUUCGGUUUUCACGGUCCGCUCCGAGGUCGGGGACGAAAAGGAGGAUAGCGAGAAUGAGCAAAACCUUUACGAUGUUGCCGCAGAGGGCAACGCCGCUGAAGUUGUACUAGACCGCAUGGACAAUGUCUGCGACGUCCAAUCAGCGGUGAGCACCCCGCCGGAGGAUGAUUGUUUUGACAAGGGCAGCAUGAUGAUCGGACAAGAAAAUCGGAACUACAUCGAUGAAAACCCGGUGACGCAAAUUCUGAAACAGCGGUACUACUCCGUGGAGCUCGAUGAGAAGGGAUCCGUCGUCGGCGUGAACCAGAGUCCGGUGUGGUCCCCGGAACCGAAACUGCCCCUGGUCGAGGAGUUUUUGAGUCCGGACGGAGCGUUUCUGUUCAAUGGCGAGGUGGGAGAAAGAACCCCGGGGGUGGAGGAAAAUGAUGACUUUGGCUACCUGAAGGAGGACUACGAACAGAAGGAUCAAGAGGAUCAGGAGGGUAAUGUGGACAUGAUAAAGUUGCCGCUGGAGAAAGAAGAAGUAGAGCAGGCGAAAGGCGAUGAAGUUGAAGAAAAACCAUCUACUGCCGCACAAGAACGAACCGGAAUAAACGACGAAACUGAAAACAGCAAGAGGUAUGACAACGCAGCGGCGGAGGAAAUGGAGUUUCUCGCGCGUCUCGUCGGCGCUGGCGGCAUGGGAACAAAAAGCAAACUUGUUGGCGCUGACGUCACCAAGGGAGCGGAAAGGGUCGCGCAGAAGCUGCAGAAGCUCUACGAAGCGCAGCGGGACAAGGCGGCUGCAGGAGGCGUAGGCGAUGAGGACUGCGUCGGUGAAAAUGUAGAUGCGAAGCAGGCGAAAAACAUCGUUAGCGGUGCCGGUGCCACUGUUGUUAAUCAGAAUGUCCAGGGGCACCAGCAAAUCGACAACGGAGCGGAUGCCGCCGCGGGAACCGGUGCGCAGCCAAUUCAACAGCAGCCGAAUGCAGGCAACCACGUCGGGCGUGGGGCGAUGCCGAACUACAUCAAUCAGGCUGCUGGGGGUCCCCUGUUGAGCGGAUCAGUUCCGCAGUUCGGGUUCUCGUCCCCGCAGCCUCCGCGCUACCAGAGUUGGCAGGAAAAUUCGCAGCAUUGGGAGAAUCAGGUGAAAAACUCCCUCGGUGAAAUCGCAAAUCAGAAGUUUUACGAACGAAACCAGCUGAAACCGACCUUGCCCGCAGCGAUGGGUCUCACGCCUCUGAAUUUGAACUUCUGCAGUUCGCCUGUUCCGGGUCCGGC